Messenger RNA from Striga asiatica, 801 nucleotides. The record is from the annotation of a GenBank genome assembly. NCBI's taxonomy places the organism in Eukaryota, Viridiplantae, Streptophyta, Magnoliopsida, Lamiales, Orobanchaceae.
AUGUCGAAAUCCCGCGAGCCCGAGAAUCCCGUCUCCUCUGAAACCUCUUCUGGCGAGGAGGAAAACGACGAUUCCUCGUCUGAGGAAAUCGAAUCAGAGCCCGAACUGAUCCGCAAGUCUUCCGCUCCGCCGGCCGCCGCCUCCGCUUCACCGGCCAGAUCUACCAGAAAGAGGGCCGUCGUGGAGGUUAAGGGGACGGAGCCCACUGUCACCAAGAAGUCGAACAACAGCAAGAAGGCUAAACCCGAGGCAUCCGAGAAGAAACAAUUGUUCCAAAGGAUAUGGAGCGAGUCCGACGAAAUCGCCCUCCUGAACGGAAUUAUGCAGUUUAGGGCCGAGAAGAAAUGCGAUCCGCAUGAUAAUAUGGACUCCUUUCAUGACUUCAUCAAGAAGAAUUUGCACUUUGACGUGACGAGGACCCAGCUGAGGGAUAAGAUGUCUAAGAUGAAAAAAAAGUACACAAACAACAAGAGAAAGGAGCAGGAAGAUAAAGGAAGAACCUUUACGAGCCAGCAUGAGCAGGAAGCCUACGAUUUAUCCGAGAAAGUGUGGGGAGCUGAGAAAGAAAACGGGGUCGAAAAAGCCAAUGGCAGUGGGGCGAACACUAACAAUAUUGAGGAUUCACGGGCUAGUGAGAGGAGGUAUGAGUUAGGCGACAAUGUUCCAGUCGAAGAGGGGGAAAUGGAAGAAGCAUGGAAGAAGUUCGAGAUUGAAGAGAUGGAGAUAAAUGUGAGGCAUUUUGAGGUCAAGACUCAACAGGCAAAGCUUCUUCUGCAGAUCAUGAAGUCCCGGGGCCAUUGA